GCCCCGAGAAGGAAGUCCCACCCGAGAGAGAGGGGAGGGAGGCGGGCCCGGGGCAGGGGCAGGGGGCGCUCACCGGGAGGGCUCGGGGUCAGCGGCGUCCACGGUGCCCACUGGUUGCGCAGGCCGAGGGCGUGGAUGAGGCCGCCGGCGAGCACGGGGCCGGGGGAGUGGCGGGUUUCGCCCUCGAACCGCCCCGGCGCGGGCAUUUCCUUCGGCUUGAAGGGCCCUAGCCCCGGGGCCUGUAGGGGCCGCAGGUCCGGCUCGGGCUUCACAUCGAUGACGAGGUCGGGCAUCUCCAUCUCGUCGUCUGAGUUGGCGGCGGGCGAGGGCUCUAAUCGGCGAGGCAUGCAGCCGGCCUUGCGGCGGGACAUGGGUCACGGGCAGGCGGACUGGCGGGCGGAGGACUCGCGAGCCGUGCGCGCUCAGACCGAGGCGCCCAGGUGAGUGACUGCGGCGACCCGCGGCGAACUCUUACACGUGCUGGCCCGGCCCGUGGCUCCGCCCACCGAGGCGGGGCCUGACGGGAGAGGACUGCCCCACCCUCAGCCAAACUUAAUCAGGACCAUGCCCCCUGCGUUUCUCUAAGUGAUCAAAUCUUAAAGCUCAUGAGCUCACACAACCAAGCAGAGAAACAGCUAUUCCCAAAUCCCGUUUUCGGGCUGGCGGAAACUGAGGCACACGGUGCCCACACACCCCGCCAAGCGAGAAAAUGGUAGGGGCCUCGUUUCUACCUAGGUGCCUGAUAGUAAUCUGGUCUAUUCCAUGAAAUGCAUUACAAUAAAAAUUCCUCGGGCAAACACUGACUGAGCGCCUACUGUGCGCCAGGUUCUGGACUAAGCACUGGGGAUGCAGCAGGAUACAAAACAGACAAUAACCCCGGCCUCAUGCAGAUUAUUCGUUCGGGGAGACAGACUCUCAACAAGAUAACUGUAAAAUAUAGAGUGCCUGCCAUGACAAGUGCCACAGAGGGGAAAAAAAAAUUCUAGGAAAGAUUAUAAAGGGACAGGAUUACUGGGGUGGGGGUGGGGGUGGGUCCACAGUUUCCUCGCCAUGCCAGGCCUGUGUAUUGAAGGAGUUCUGUAUUGAUUGAGUUCUGUGAGAAAACGAGGUCAGCUCCAAGGGCAUCCUUUGACCACUUUAAAGUCUUUGGGUUUUCUGAGACAGAAGCCUUGGGAGGGUUUGAGCAGAGGAGGGUCGUGGUCAUAUACUUUGUGCUCCUAGACGUGGAAUCGUCAUUAAAACCAAAGAGCCUACUGUCUUGCCUCCCUCCGCGGGGGCCUCCUCGAACUUCCCUCCUCAGAGCUGCUCUCUCUGAUCACUAUUUGAAGUGGCAUCAACACCCUGCCCCACCCUCCAACCCUGCAAGUUUUUUUUUUUCUUCCUGGCACCGACCACAUCACGACCUAGAGCUGUUUGUGUACUGUCCCCUUCCCCCAACACAAGCCCCCUGAGGUCAGGGCCAGGGUCAGUCUGCCCCUGCCUGCCGUGUCCCCAGCCCAGCACCGAGGGAAUUUCACAUGCUAAUCUCCCAGAGUGCCGCUGCAGGCCUGAGGGUUCCUCAUAUUGUUAUUCAGGUCUCAGCUCAAUUGUCCUCCAGAGAGCAGAGGACCUCCCUGACCACAGGAUCUAAAGUAGCCCCACCCUGCUGAAGGCCUUACAAUUUACACUCCAUGACCUCCAUCUGUCCCGAGUUCCCUCCUGGGCCUCAGGUUUCCCAUCUAUUACUUAAAGUGGCUUCCUCUUCAGUGCCACCGCCCCUGACCACCCAAGCUCCUCCAACCCUGCCACCCGUUAUCCCACUGCUCUUAUUUUAUUCCUUUCACAUCCUUGUCAAGCCCUGAAGGAUUUUGUCGAUGUAUUUGUUCAUGUAAUAACCUGCUGUGUCCUUCAAAGCCUCCCUAGAAUGUAGGUUCUGAGAUGGCAGGAGCCAAGUCCAUCUUGUUCACAAACAGAGGCCCGAAUCGUUCGUAGUUCAGUUAACAAAUUGUGUACUGAGCUCCUGCUACGUGCAUUCUUUCAAAAGAUAUUUGCAGAGGGUCUGUGUACCAGGCACUGGGUUUCGAGGAUCCAGUGGGAAGCUGAGGCCCACAAGGCCCCUGCCUUAGUGAAACCGUGUGGAAGAAGUGAAUUCGGAGCCCAGAGGAGCGAAUUUCCACCUCAGGCCAGACAUUUUGCCUUUCAGGGCUUCAGUUUGCCCCUGUGUAAGAUGCGGCUGUGGGGAGGGCUGCAGGACAAAGUGACCGCCUCUGGUCUCUCCCAGCUGCUGCUCUCCAAGGCUGUUUUGCCUGGUGCUUGGCUUCUGAGAGCAUGAUGAAAUACGGCAGGUGGGGUUCGGACUGGAGGUGAGGGGUAGGAGUGUGCACGUGUAGGGGGACGGGGGUGCAAUCUGCCGUUAACUCAGACGGGAGGGGCCUCGAUUUCUUCUCCUGUAACAUGGGGAUCCUGGACGUCCCCACCUCGCAGACUGAGAUCUAAGCGCCGGAUCUGUGCUGGCUUCCGAGCCCGCGAGCCCGCCCGUGACCACGUGGGGCGCCGGCGGCGGCGCGGGCGGAACCCAGGCUCGGCGGCUCGCGGCCCGCCCGGGCCUCUGCAGCGAGGGCGCCGGCGGAAGUGAGGGGCGCCAGCCGCCGCGGACUUCGGCUUGCACCCAGUAAAUGAUUUGGCAUUGCCCAGCUUCAGUUUCCUCUUCGGGAAAACGGGGAUUGUACAGAAUUUCAAGAUUCUUUUGAAAAGGUUAUACAGAUUCAGAACAGAUUCAAAUUCAAACAGAAUUCAAAAGGUAAAGAAAGGUGGACAGCUAAAAGCCUCCACCCUGGGCUCUCCAUGGGCUGAAUGACCCACGUGUGUUUGCAGUGUUUUUGCUUGUUUAUUCGUUUUUAGGCCAAGCGAUGUGGCUUGCGGGAUCUUAGUUCCCCAACCGGGGAUCGAGCCCUGGCCCCCGGCAGUGGAAGCAGUGAGUCCUCACCACUGGACCACCAGGGAAGUCCCUGCUUGCAGUUUUCGUGGAGACUGUCAAACUGCCCCUCUUUAAGUGUCCGUGAGGCUGUGACUGUGUUCACGUGUUCAGUAGUUAUCGUUCCCACCCUCUACCUAUUUGUCUGCCUCGGUUCUCAACCAGAGGAUCCAUUCUUGCAAGGAGCUGACAGCUGAGCUGCAGAGACAGGAAGAGCCUCACAAGAAAAAGGACAAUCCCAGUCACCCCUGUAUGCCACGAUAAUGCAGACGCCACUGGCCAUUCCUGUGCCUGUGCUCCGGCUCCCCCGGGGCCCCGACGGCUUGAGCCGUGGCUUUGCCCCCAACGGACGCAGAGCCCCCCUGAAACCAGAGGUUCCUGAAAUCCCAGAGUCUCAAGAAUCUCGGGAAUCCCAGGAACAGCGGGCCCGAGCCGCCCUUCGGGAGCGCUACCUCCGCAGCCUGCUCGCCAUGGUGGGGCACCAGGUGAGCUUCACGUUACACGAGGGUGUGCAUGUGAUGGCCCACUUCGGAGCCACCGACCUGGACGUGGCCAACUUCUACGUGUCACAGCUGCAGACUCCUAUAGGCGUGCAGGCUGAGGCGCUGCUCCGGUGUAGUGACAUUAUCUCGUAUACCUUCAAGCCAUAAGGACAUUCUCGUGCUCAUCUUUCUGCCUUGGGUGUAGCCACAGUCUCCCAGGCCUCCGUAUGCUCCUGAGCUUGGACCUCUGGGCGCCAGAGAGUUCAGAACUACUUGGCAUUUUGAGCCAAGCUCCAAGCAACCCCAGGAGUUAUAGAUCCUGUUGAAAGGAAUGCUCUACCUCAUAGAACUCUGAACUCUACAGAUAUACGGGCCUCAUGCCAGUUCCUGAAGAUUUGGGGUGGAGGGAGGGAAUAAAGGAAGGCAAAUUACCUAGUGGGAAAUUGUCUAUUUAAGAGGCUGCAAAGUUCGGCCACCCUGGAAAUGCUCCUCAAUACUCCCCUCCUGCCAAAGAACCAAUUAUCCCAGGAAAAUUUGCCUCCUGUGUUUUUUUUUGGUUUUUUUCAAAUGUACCCUAUAGAGAUUGAAUCAGAUUUAGGGAAUAGAAGUGUGGCUAUCCAAGGGCUGAAUCUCCUGGAGCUGGGCCAGGAAGGGGAGGACAUGUUAAGGGAGUGGGAGGAACUCAGAUAAAAGGGAUUGGACCAACGUUUGUCUCUGGGAACGGCUGGAGUGACCUGGAUGCCACAUUUGGAAGACUUGGACUUGAAUUCUUUUUCGGAUGGGCUGGAAUGUCCAUAGCUUGCAUUGGGUCACAUGGUCGCCCACAAGGGCUACUACCCCCAUUGCCUGGCCUCUGGGUGGGUAGAUUCGCUUCCCCCGUCCUUGUGGGGAAUGGUCGGGACUGGUCGGACCCUGUGUGGCAGCACCAUUGGGAAAAGGCAGAGGAUUAGGGGUUUGGGUGAAACUUUGCCCCUUCUCCAUUUCACCCCCAGCUGUGGAGUGUGGCUGUCCAUAUUACUCGCUUUACUUCGGCCCGUUACUAGUAGUCUUUCAGCAGAUUUACUUUUAUCUAUUUAUUUAUUUUUAUUUAUUUAUUUAUUGGCCACGGCAUGGGGGAUCUUGGAUCCCAAAUCAGGGAUCAAACCAAUGCCCCCUGCAGUGGAAGCACAGAGUCCUAACCACUGGACCACCAGGGAAUUCCCUCAGCAGAUUUACUUUCAAAAAGUAAUUUCUGCCCCCUUUGUAGUCCCAUCAAUUUAAGAAUGUAUAUGGAGGGACUUCCCUGGUGGUCCAGUGGUUAAGACUCCUCA
Hippopotamus amphibius kiboko is the source of this 4745-nucleotide messenger RNA. RefSeq names its product gem nuclear organelle associated protein 7 (gene GEMIN7). The record is from RefSeq and is a predicted model, not a curated record. NCBI's taxonomy places the organism in Eukaryota, Metazoa, Chordata, Mammalia, Artiodactyla, Hippopotamidae. The coding region runs from base 3217 to 3603 and encodes 128 amino acids. Gene Ontology annotation, molecular function: RNA binding. Gene Ontology annotation, biological process: spliceosomal snRNP assembly. The transcript is spliced from 5 exons. Gene Ontology annotation, cellular component: SMN-Sm protein complex.